UCGUCAUAGCAAGUUGUGACCUAGUGGCGUUGAAUAAGGUCGGCUGGUGGUUUUGCGUUAAAAAUUUUCGACUAUAAAUUCGACUUGUUUCUUUCCUCUAAAUUAUUAGAACCUAUAGCAUACUGCUCGAUUCAAUACGUUAGUAGCCAAUAAGUAGUUUCGCGUUGAAGUUGAAGCGAAAAUCGAAAACGUCGGCCCACAUUAAAUAAGGACAAUGCUACGCACUAUCGCUGCCACACGAAACGAAUUGGGCGCCUUGCGACUCAUCUUACUCCGAGCUCGACCGGUGCGAUAUGGUUCAAACUAUGGAGCCCGGGCCUUGAGCACUGCUGGUCAUCAGCUGCCAAUCAGGUCGCCACUGCAUAGAAAACCGAUCCUCAGUCGAAGCCAUCUACUGCCGACAUGGAGCUACAACUUUGCCCGCGCAUACGCCGAUCUGCCGGAUCAUAUACGUGUGCCGCUGCCAGCACUGUCACCAACCAUGGAUCGUGGUUCGAUAGUGGGCUGGGAAAAGAAAGAAGGCGACAAGCUGAACGAGGGUGAUCUGCUAUGCGAAAUUGAAACAGAUAAAGCUACCAUGGGUUUCGAGACGCCCGAGGAGGGCUAUCUGGCCAAGAUUCUGGUGCCUGGUGGGACAAAGGAUGUGCCAGUUGGCAAGCUGGUGUGCAUCAUUGUUCCCGAUGAGGGCAGCAUUGCUGCUUUCAAGGAUUUCGUUGACAGUGGUGGCCCCGCUGCGCCCGCAGCUGCCGCACCAGCACCCCCACCACCACCACCACCACCACCAGCAGCAGCAGCUCCAGCUCCGGCAGCACCAGCCCCAGCCCCAGCUGCCGCACCAUCACCACCACCAGCGGCAGCACCAGCAGCAGCCCCCGCGCCAGCUGCAGCACCAAGCGGCGGUCGUGUCUACGCUAGCCCCAUGGCCAAGAAAUUGGCGGAAACAAAGCAGCUCCGUCUGCAAGCCGCACCGCCACCAAAGCCCGCACCCAAACCAGCCCCCAAGUCCGAUGCGCGUUUCAAGGACAUCCCAUUGACGACGAUGCGCUCAGUCAUUGCCAAGCGACUGCUGGAGUCCAAGCAGAAUCUGCCUCACUACUACGUAACCGUUCAUUGCCAGGUGGACAAGUUGAUGAAGUUCCGCGCACACAUAAACAAGAAGUACGAAAAGGAGGGCGCACGCGUCUCCGUCAACGAUUUUAUAAUCAAGGCCGUGGCGACUGCGUGUCGCAAGGUGCCUGAAGCGAACUCCGCUUGGAUGGACACGUUCAUCCGGCAAUACGACGAUGUGGAUGUGUCUGUCGCAGUGUCGACCGAUAAGGGACUCAUUACGCCCAUCAUCUUUGGCGCUGACCGCAAGGGAGUGUUAGAAAUCUCGAAGAAUGUCAAGGAACUGGCAGGCAAGGCACGCGACAACAAGCUGCAACCGCAUGAAUUCCAGGGCGGCACCAUUUCCGUGUCCAAUUUGGGCAUGUUUGGUGUUAAUCAAUUCUGUGCCGUCAUCAACCCUCCUCAGUCCUGCAUCUUAGCCAUUGGCACAACAACGAAACAGCUUGUGUUGGAUCCGGACAGCAACAAGGGUUUCAAGGAGGUGAACAUGCUAACCGUCACGCUGAGCGCCGAUCACAGAGUGGUCGAUGGCGCUGUAGCCGCCGUUUGGCUCAAACAUUUCAGAGAUUUCGUGGAGGAUCCGGCUGCAAUGAUAGUGUAAAAGACGCAACAGCUUACGAUGUAACCCUACCCCACAGAGUGUGAGGAAUAGUUCUCUGUUGUUCACUGUUGUUCAUAUUAGAUACAAAUAUACAAUAUUUGAUGUAUUGUACAAAUUUCAAUUGAUUUGCUGCCCACGACCUGCGCUGUGCGUGUUUGGCCUCAAAUUGGUACCCACUCAAGUCUUAGCGCUUUUAGAAUAUAUAUACAUAUAUAUUAUGGCCAUGUGUAAUAUCGACAUAGUGUUAACUAAAUAAUAUUCUGUACAUGAUUUUACUCAAUCUACAAUAUACACAAACACACACACACACACACACCUACACUGAAAACAUUGUAAAUUUCGGUUAAAACAGACAUACCCACAGGUCUAAUUUUAUAAUAAUUUUCAUAUUUUGUUAAUCAUUAAACAACAUUGAUAAAUCCAAAACUGUUAAAUAAGCAAAGCACAUGUAUUUAGACUCCUAUUUUGAAAUA
Messenger RNA from Drosophila arizonae, 2181 nucleotides. RefSeq names its product dihydrolipoamide S-acetyltransferase muc (gene muc). Gene Ontology annotation, molecular function: dihydrolipoyllysine-residue acetyltransferase activity. Lineage: Eukaryota; Metazoa; Arthropoda; Insecta; Diptera; Drosophilidae. Gene Ontology annotation, biological process: pyruvate decarboxylation to acetyl-CoA. Gene Ontology annotation, cellular component: pyruvate dehydrogenase complex. The record is from RefSeq and is a predicted model, not a curated record.